AUGCUUCCGAAAAUUUUAGUCCAUUUUGAUGUACUUCCCUUUGACUUCACGCGAGACUCAAAAAAUGUCCGCUUCAUGCCCCAUAGUGCGAGUUUCAUAACUUCACACCCGCUCUCCUACUCAAGGAAGGAGACAGAAGUGAAUUGGGACGGAACUAGUUCCUUACUGUCCAAGGAGAUCGAGGCAAAACUGAACAAUGGUUUGAUCGCGGGUCACGCCUACAGUGUCACUGGAGUGGACAGUGUGAAAUACAAAGGACAACUUGUGCCCUUAAUCCGAAUUCGUAAUCCCUGGGGUAACAACUAUGAGUGGCGUGGUGCUUGGGCCGACAAUUCACCCGAGUGGAGGGAAGUGAGCGAGUCGGAGAAGAAGCGUCUGAACGUCAACUUCCGCGGUGACGGCGAAUUCUGGCAAUGUUUCACCAAACUGGAAGUCUGCCACUUGGGCCAGGAGUCUCUAGAUGACGAUCAGACUGUCCAUGGCAAAAAACGCUUGGAGGAAACUUUAUUCACUGGUGAAUGGACAAAGAGUGUCAAUGCUGGUGGAUGUGCCAACUUUAGAGAUACAUUCUGGACUAAUCCUCAGUACAAAAUCACUGUCAUUGACGCAGACCCAACUGAUGACGAGAAUAAGUGCACUCUCGUUAUUGGUUUGAUGCAGAAAAACAUGCGAAGGAAGGGAGCAUCCAAAUUCUUCACCAUUGGCUUCUGUGUCUACCAGAUCCCCGCGGACACUGAGGGCAUUCUUAAGCGCAACUUCUUCAUGAACAACCGUCCAAUUGCCAUUUCUGAGUUCACCAACACACGUGAGGUCGUGCUCAGGUUGAAGGUGCCUGCCGGUACCUACCUUGUUGUUCCCAGCACCUUCAAUCCCAAUGAAGAGGCGCAAUUCAUCGUCCGAUGCUUCACGGAAACUCACAUCAAAGAAUCUGAAUGCGAUGACAAAAAUAGUUUCAAGGGAUUGUCGGAGGAAACACUCAAAAUCAUCAAAGAGACAGAACAAACGAAGAAUGAGGAUGACUAUGUCGACAAGUUGUUCCAUUCGGCUAUGGAUCCAUACACCAAGUCGAUAAAUGCAGAACAACUUCGUGAUAUCUUGAAUAAAUCAUCCAUGAAAAAACAAUGUCUUGAUGCCGAAGGCUUCUCCCUGGAAGAAUGCCGCAGUAUGCUGGCAGCUAUGGAUUUAUCGAGUAAAAAUAACAACUUAACAGGCAAAAUGGAGUAUGAUGAAUUUAAAGCACUUUGGGAGAAUUGCCAGUGCUGGAGAGAUGUGUUUGUUAGUCGUGAUAAGGAUAAUAGCAAAACUCUUAAUGUGGCAGAACUUCGUGAUGCUUUAGGCUGCGCUGGUUUCCACCUUUCUGGUCUGGUGUUCACUGUGGUGGUUCACCGCUUUGUCACCCAAAAUCUCAACGCCGUGACAUUUGAAGAUUGGAUUCUCUGUUGUGUGCGCUUAAAAAAUUGCUUUGACAACACGAAGGCCCAAUUCAAGACCAAUGACGGCAACCUAAUGUUCACACCCGACGACUUUCUUCGACUAAGUAUUAAUCAGUGA
Rodentolepis nana is the source of this 1551-nucleotide messenger RNA. The record is from the annotation of a GenBank genome assembly. NCBI's taxonomy places the organism in Eukaryota, Metazoa, Platyhelminthes, Cestoda, Cyclophyllidea, Hymenolepididae.